AUAAUACGCUGCCUAUUGCCUGAUCGAUCAUAUCGCUCAUGCAUUGAGUCUAGUGAGAACAGCCCUAGUACUAUUGCCUAUAUAUGCAGUGAGAAUAGCUCCCCCAUUACUCCAGAGAGAGAACAAAUGCAUGUACAGACAUAUAUAUGGUGCAGUGAGAAUAUAUAGCCCUAGUAUUCUUCAUAUAUAGCAUACAACACAGUUGCCAAUUAAGAAAACAUGGGAGCCUGGCUCCUUAUACCCUUCUCCGUCUUCCUCACUUUCACCCUAAAGUUCAUCCUCUUCCCCUACAAACCCUCCCACAAACUCAACGCCCCACUCCCUCCGGGUCCCACCACCAUACCCGUCGUCGGCACCUUCAUAUGGCUCUUCAAACUCGCCUCCCGCGGCAUCGAACCCGUCCUCCGUGACCUACAUGCCACGUACGGCGGCAUCAUCUCUGUCCCCGUCCCCUUCUCUUACCCCGUCAUCAUGAUCGCCGACCGCUCCCUCGCCCACCAAGCCCUUGUCAACAACGGUGCCGUUUUUGCCGACCGCCCUGAGGUCCAACCAUCCAUCAAGUUCAUCACCAGCAACCAACGCAUCAUCGCCACCUCUGGCUACGGCUCUACGUGGCGCCUCCUGCGCCGGAACCUCGUCUCUGAGCUCAUGGUUCCGUCUCGGCUCAAGGCCUUGGCCGGUUCCCGGAAGUGGGCCCUAGACAGCCUAGCUAGCCGUCUUGCAACGUCGUCGUCAUCGGGACGUAACAUGGUGGGAGUUUUGGAUCAUUUCCGGAUGUCCAUGACGGGUUUGUUUCUGUACAUGUGUUUUGGUGAGAAGAUGGAGGAGGAGAAGGUGAGAGAAAUUGUGGACGUUCAGCGUCGGCUUCUGUUGGGUUUGGUCGGAGAGUUUCAGAUUCUCAACUUUGGGCCUGCAUGGUUUACCAAGAUUUUGUUUUAUAAGCGGUACAUGGUGGAGUCGCUUCUUCCAGAUUCUCCAGCAGCAAAUAAACCUCCUGCUGCCUCUGAUACAAGCACGGAAGAAGAUAAAGGAAAGAAAAUGCUCGAGUAACCGAAAAGAAGAUAACAACAACAAUCAAGCAUUUGUUGAUACCUUAAUGGAUUUAGAACUCCCCGACGAGAAAAGAACAUUCGAUGAAGUAGAAGUGGUGAACCAAUGCUCGGAUUUCCUCAACUCCGGCGUAGACACAAUUGCCAUAACACUGCAAUGGAUGAUGGCAAACAUAGUGAAACACCCACGCAUUCAAGACAAACUUGUCACAGAAAUUAGACAAAUUGUGGGAGAUGGAGAAGUUGAAGAGGUGGAAGAGGAGAACCUGCACAGAAUGAAGUAUUUAAAAGCGGUUGUGCUAGAAGGUCUGCGUCUUCACCCGCCGUCGCACUUUUUGCUUCCGCACUCUGUCACUGAGGACUUCAUUUUGGACGGGCGUUACGUUGUGCCAAAGGACUGCACUGUGAACUUCUCUGUGGCGGAGAUGGGGCGGGAUCCGUGUUAAACAGCGACAAGCGUGGCCCGUGGCCCACCAUUGUACCGAUACUGUCCCAACUUAACCACCCGUUAGGUGUUGGGUUUUAAUCACAAAAGGCCUCGGUACAAUUGGGUAAGAGCCACCCACUUAUAAGUUAUAUUUUAUUUGUCACUUUUCCAAUGUGGGAUCUUUCCUCUCCAACACGCCCCCUCACGUGCAACCUAACUCUAGGUUAGUGCACGUGAAAUUAAUUAAUCCAAUUCCCACAUUGGAAAUUGGGACACAAGUCUCAUAUCGGAGACUUGGUCAAUACAAUCCAAGGCCCACAUUGGACACUUGGUAAUUUCAAUGGCAAUACAAGGAACCCCAAUUUGGGCUCAUGAUACGUGCCUACGUGGAGACGCAAUUGGAGAAGGACCCGCUCUGAUACCAUGUUAAACAGCGACAAGCGUGGCCCGUGGCCCACCAUUGUACCGAUACUGUCCCAACUUAACCACCCGUUAGGUGUUGGGUUUUAAUCACAAAAGGCCUCGGUACAAUUGGGUAAGAGCCACCCACUUAUAAGUUAUAUUUUAUUUGUCACUUUUCCAAUGUGGGAUAUUUCCUCUCCAACAAUCCGAAGGUGUGGGCGGAGCCGAUGGAGUUCAAGCCUGAGAGGUUUCUGAGUGAUGAGGAGAACUUGUGUGAUUUAACUGGUAGUAAGGAGAUCAAGAUGAUGCCGUUUGGGGUAGGGAGAAGGAUGUGUCCUGGUUCGAGUUUGGCAAUGCUGCUUUUGGAGUACUUUGUGGCGAAUUUGGUUUGGAAGUUCGAGUGGAGAGCUGUGGAGGGAGUUGGGGUUGAUUUGAGUGAGAAGGAGGAGACGAGUUGGGGGAUGAAGAAUCCAUUGCAGGCACAUAUCACUCCAAGGUUGAAGACAUGAGAAUACAUGUGAACUCCUUCGAACGAGUCGUGGAUCUGUACUCGAUCGUAUUAUACUUAUUGAUUUGCCAACUGCGUUUGGGCUGCAGUAUAAAUAAUGAAUGUAUAAUGAAACAAUAAAAUGUUCAAGUUGUAGUUUACGUACUUUUGCUAGCUACUGGCUUCUUGCUUGAUUCGUUAAUCGGGUAAAUGAUCAGUAACAUGCAUAUAAACUCGAAUGUUUAUGGUCUAUCUUUUUUUCUUUUUUGAAAGGAUUUAUGGUCUAUCUUAUGUAUGCUAAAGGUUUGUAAUUAUUUUGGAUUUUUUAGGGUUUGACAAUA
Molecule: messenger RNA, 2706 nt
Organism: Rosa rugosa (rugosa rose)
Lineage: Eukaryota; Viridiplantae; Streptophyta; Magnoliopsida; Rosales; Rosaceae
Product: cytochrome P450 89A9-like
Exons: 2
Coding region: 220-1050 (276 amino acids)
Cellular component (GO): membrane
Molecular function (GO): heme binding; oxidoreductase activity, acting on paired donors, with incorporation or reduction of molecular oxygen, NAD(P)H as one donor, and incorporation of one atom of oxygen; iron ion binding
Source: RefSeq, a predicted model, not a curated record